Molecule: messenger RNA, 4237 nt
Organism: Podarcis raffonei (Aeolian wall lizard)
Lineage: Eukaryota; Metazoa; Chordata; Lepidosauria; Squamata; Lacertidae
Gene: DGCR8
Product: DGCR8 microprocessor complex subunit
Exons: 14
Coding region: 556-2877 (773 amino acids)
Biological process (GO): primary miRNA processing
Cellular component (GO): microprocessor complex
Molecular function (GO): heme binding; double-stranded RNA binding; primary miRNA binding
Source: RefSeq, a predicted model, not a curated record
GAGAGAACGUUUAAAGAUGGCGGCCGUGGCAACGAGAAGGCGGUUUCCCUGAGAGGGGGCGGGAGGGAAGGGAAAUAAAAGAAGCUCCCGCGACGGAGGAGGAGGAGAAGAAAAAGGAAAAAAAAAGAUCACGACGCCGGCGGCGCCGCCCCUUCCUCCUACCCCGGCUGGUUUCUCCCCCCUCACUUUGGCUUUGGAGGUGGGGCGAGGAGAAAGCACAAACGCGAGUCCUCGAGCGAGGAGCGGCAGGGACUACUCCGGGCAUGGCCCAGGUUGAAAGAAGAAAAGGACACCUGCAUGCGGCCAGUGAAGAUGAUGCUCUUUACUUCGACAUCAGCUAUUUAAGCUGAAUGCAUUGUGAUUUCCAGUAAUUGAGACAGUGGUUCUGAAAGCUGUCUACAUUAAUGAAAAGAACAAUGUAGUCAGCUUAAUUGAAUCAUCAGUGUUGCAUAUUGAAUAGAGCAUGACAAAUCCGAUCUUGAUGGACUUCUUCAUGUUAGGAGUAUAGAUCAAUAUACCUUUUAUUUAAAGCCUUGUUUUUUGUAAGUUUUAAUUAUGGAGAAUUAUGAAAAUGCACCUCCCCUUCCAAAAGAGCCAGCAACAGAAGCGAAUGUGGAGAACCAUUCUUGUCCCCCACCACUGCCGCCUAAUGAACAGCCUCCACCACCUCCCCUGCAAACGUCCAGUGACGCAGAGGUAAUGGACGUUGGCUCUGGUGGUGAUGGACAGUCAGAUACCCCUGCUGGGGACGCACACACUGUCGGCAGAAUACAACUUCUCACAAAGGGAUCGUCAUGCUACAAAAGUCGUCUUAUCGUAGAUCCUAAUAGUGACCAAAGCCCAAGAACUGCUCGUCAUGCGCCGUCAGUUAGAAAGUUCACCCCUGAUCUUAAGUUGCUUAAAGAUGUAAAGAUUAGUGUUAGCUUUACAGAGAGCUGCAGAAGUAAAGACAGAAAAGUUCUGUACACUGGAGCUGAGCAUGGUUAUGAAGCAGAUACAGAUUUAGGUAUUAAUAAUGUUAAUGGGGGUAUGCAUGCUUGUCCUCUGGGUGGGGGUAGUAAUGGUCAAGCUACACGAGUAGCUGGUGAAAAUGAUGACAAAAAGGAGGAUGAAAAUGAUGUAGAUCAGGAAAAGCGAGUUGAGUAUGCAGUUCUGGAUGAUUUAGAAGAUUUUACAGAAAAUUUGAUGGAAAUAGAUGAAGAAGGAGGGUUUACGUCUAAAGCAAUCGUUCAGAGAGACAAAGUGGAUGAAGAAACCUUAAGCUACUCUUAUGAGGAUGAAUUUGAUAAUGAUGUGGAUGCUUUGCUGGAAGAAGGCCUUUCUGUUCCUAAGAAAAGGAGAAUUGAUGAGAAAUAUGCAGGGGAGAGUGACCAUCAAUCUGAUGGAGAGACAACUGUGCAGCCAAUGAUGACCAAAAUAAAAACAGUUCUUAAAAGUCGUGGCCGUCCACCUACAGAGCCCUUGCCUGAUGGAUGGAUCAUGACAUUCCAUAACUCUGGCAUUCCUGUAUAUCUGCACCGAGAAUCCAGAGUUGUCACCUGGUCCAGACCUUACUUCUUAGGAACAGGAAGCAUAAGGAAACAUGAUCCCCCAUUGAGUAGCAUUCCAUGUUUGCAUUAUAAGAAAAUGAAGGAAAAUGAGGAAAGGGAACAAAGUAAUGACAUCACCCCAAAUGGGGAAGUAUCGCCUAUAAAACUCAUGGAUAAGUCUUUAGAAUUUGACUGCCAAACAGAGGAGCCGGACUCCACUGCUGCUGAUUCUGGGACUUUAGAUGAGAAAGACCCACCUGGGGGAGAUGCAGCACAAGGAGCCUUAGGUCAAGUUAAGGCCAAGGUUGAGGUGUGCAAAGAUGAAUCAGUAGAUCUUGAAGAUUUUAGACACUAUCUAGAAAAGCGUUUUGAUUUUGAACAAGUAACUGUAAAGAAAUUCAGAACCUGGGCAGAGAGACGACAGUUCAAUCGUGAGAUGAAGAGGAAACAAGCAGAAUCUGAGCGACCCAUUUUGCCAGCCAAUCAAAAACUUAUUACUUUGUCUGUGCAAGAUGCACCCACAAAAAAAGAGUUUGUUAUUAAUCCCAAUGGGAAGUCUGAAGUUUGCAUCCUUCAUGAAUAUAUGCAACGAGUCCUAAAGGUUCGACCUGUUUACAAUUUCUUUGAAUGUGAGAACCCAAGUGAGCCUUUUGGAGCCUCGGUUAUUAUUGAUGGAGUGACUUAUGGGGCAGGUACAGCAAGCAGCAAGAAACUUGCAAAGAAUAAGGCUGCCCGAGCUACACUGGAAAUCCUCAUUCCUGAUUUUGUUAAACAGACCUCUGAGGAAAAGCCCAAAGAUAGUGAGGAACUAGAGUAUUUUAACCAUAUCAGUAUUGAGGACUCACGGGUAUACGAACUGACCAGUAAAGCUGGACUAUUGUCUCCAUAUCAAAUCCUUCAUGAGUGCCUUAAAAGAAACCAUGGAAUGGGUGACACAUCCAUCAAGUUUGAAGUGAUUCCUGGUAAAAAUCAGAAGAGUGAAUAUGUCAUGACAUGUGGGAAGCACACAGUGCGUGGCUGGUGCAAAAACAAGAGAGUUGGGAAACAGUUGGCAUCUCAGAAAAUCCUUCAGCUGCUUCAUCCGCAUGUGAAAAACUGGGGGUCCUUAUUGCGCAUGUAUGGGAGAGAGAGCAGUAAGAUGGUUAAGCAGGAGACGUCUGAUAAAAGUGUGAUAGAGCUUCAGCAGUAUGCCAAAAAGAACAAGCCAAAUCUGCACAUUCUUAACAAGUUACAGGAAGAAAUGAAGAAGUUGGCACAAGAAAGGGAGGAAACUCGAAAGAAACCCAAGAUGACAAUUGUCGAAUCUGCUCAACCUGGCAGCGAGCCUCUGUGUACUGUUGAUGUGUGAUCAGAAAGAAUAAUUGGGGAGCAAUAAAACAUGUGAAGAAAGCUAAACCCCCCCUCCAAUUUAAUUAAUAAUUGGUUUGCUUCAGAAUGCAAAGUAAUGUAACAAUCCAAGCUGCUUCAAAUAUGCAUUGUUCUUUUGCAUAAUCAGGGCAAUAGUACUGAACUUUUGAGGGGGUUUUUUAAAACCUCUGAGAUAUACAUUUAUACAGACAGCAAAAAUCUGUGUGGGUCAAUGUAUAGAAGUGGGCAGAAAAGCAUGUUCACACAGGAUAAGCUGAAGCAAGCACUCCCCCACCCCUUUUGAAACUAUUAUGCUGUCUUUGAAUGGAUAUGUUUAAGCAUUAAUCCAGAAUGUCAAUGUAAAGAGUGGAGUGAAUGUAUAAUAUAGGAAUACAGCUGUACACACUCUCGUAUGAACAUGCUGACAACUGUUUUCUCAAAAAGAGCUUUGUUGCAUUUCAGCACAAAAUAAUAUGCACUGAUAAGACACUUUUGACAACUACAUUGAAGAAAAGUGGAAAGCAAUGUUCCUUAAUGCCAUUAAGAUUAGGCCAGUGCUGCUUGUUUUUGAAUUUUGGCAGGCAUAAUAUUUUUAAUAUCCUGGUACAGUGGUCUUUAGACAGUAAGAAAGGCACCUGCAGUGUUGAGCACCAGUGUGUCUCUGUUUUCAAAAUUGCUGGCUAUAUUUACUUUAAAUGUAAAAAAAAGAAAGAGAAGACAGGGAAACAUAGGAAAAACCCUAAUAGUUUACAUAAAAGACAACUGGAAAGGAGUAUAUAGCUUCUAAUUAUUUUUACCAUAAUUAAUUACAGGUGAUUGGGAGUGGAUGACUAAGCACCAGUGCUCUGCAGCCUGUACUUAUUCUGGUCUUGAGAGAGUCCUCCACAAUUAAUUAGAAUGAACUAAGAGUGAGCAGUGAUGGUGUUUGGUAAUUUGCAUUUCCUUCUAUUUUUAAGACCCCACUUGAAAACAGUUGGAAAAUAUACUGACAGUUCUAACAAUUAAAAUAGAGAUUUAAUUGCAUCUCCCUUUAUGGUAUAUAUAUUUUUAUUUAAUGCAGCUAGAUCUAAUUGAUACUUCAAUCUCAUGCACCCUAUUACCUUUAAACAAACAUGAAAAACCCUUUCCUUUGUGGAUUGACUAAUGGCAGUCAUGAAAAUCACUGGAAGCAUUCUUCACUGGAAGAGUUUUAACAUUUUCAAAAAAAGUUGUCACUGGCUUUGUUUUAUUAAAUGUUUAGCAUUUGCAGAGUAGUUUCUGCAUGGAAACUAUUAGAAUGUAAAUUGGGGUACAUCAGAGGACUUUAAUAAGAUCUUCUGCAUAAGUUGUAUUGAGUUGAAAUAAAGAAUAUGAAUAUGCAA